Melampsora larici-populina 98AG31 is the source of this 1389-nucleotide messenger RNA. RefSeq lists its product as uncharacterized. Gene Ontology annotation, cellular component: mitochondrion. Bases 35 to 1276 code for a protein of 413 amino acids. NCBI's taxonomy places the organism in Eukaryota, Fungi, Basidiomycota, Pucciniomycetes, Pucciniales, Melampsoraceae. Gene Ontology annotation, molecular function: protein binding; aminomethyltransferase activity. The transcript is spliced from 2 exons. The record is from RefSeq and is a predicted model, not a curated record. Gene Ontology annotation, biological process: glycine catabolic process.
AAACUUUUUCUCAAAUUACCAGUUCGACUUCAAGAUGACCAUGAUUACUUUACGAUCGACUUCAAAUCUAUUCAAAUCAACUUCAAUCUUUCAUUCCAUCAAACCACAUCAAUUUAAAUUCUCAACUUAUCAAUCUCAAUCUCAAUCUGAAUCAAACACUACCUUAAAAAGAACUCCACUCUAUUCGAUUCAUACUCAACCAGAAAAUGGUGCAAAGAUGGUCCCAUUCGCUGGUUUCGAAAUGCCCUUAUCUUAUACAAAAUCAGGUGAACAUAUGGCAGUCAGAAAUGCUUGUGGACUAUUCGAUGUAUCUCAUAUGGUACAAUCCAAAAUAUCAGGACCAUCAGCUACAGAGUUCUUAUUAAAACUUUUACCUGCUUCAUUAAAGACCAUGAAACCAUUUACAUCAACUCUAUCAGUGAUGUUAAAUGAAGAAGGAGGGAUCAUAGAUGAUUGUAUGAUUACUAAAUGGUCAGAUCAAGAAUGGUAUCUAGUCACUAAUGCAAAUAGAAGACAACGAGAUUUAAAUUGGAUCAAUCAACACAUUCAAUCAUUUGAUGCUAAGAUUGAAGUGAUGGAAAAUUGGGGAUUAAUUGCACUUCAAGGUCCUAAAUCAAGUGAAAUCUUACAAACCUUAUUAGACGAUUCAUCUUUGAAAUUAAAUGAUACUUUUUUCUUUGGUCAAAGUGUCCAUACUGAAAUUAAUGGAAUUCAAGUUCAUAUUGCUAGAAGUGGUUAUACAGGAGAAGAUGGAUUCGAGAUUUCGAUUCCACCUAACCAAUCUGAAUCGAUCACUUCAUCUUUACUAAACCAACCUGGUGUCACUCUUGCUGGUUUAGCUGCACGUGAUAGUCUUAGAUUAGAAGCAGGAUUAUGUUUGUAUGGAACCGAUUUAGAUGAAACAGUAGGAGUUGGUGAAGCAGGAUUAGGUUGGGUGAUUGGAAAUCAACGAACAGGAUUUUUGGGAGAAGAAAGAACUCGAAAAGAGAUCGGAUCGGAAAUCAAACGAAGAAGAGUAGGAUUAUUGAUUGAAAAAGGUGCACCGGCUAGAUCAGGUGCUAUGAUUUUCAAUAAAAAGAAUCCCGUUGGAGUGAUCACCAGUGGGAUUCCUAGUCCUUCAUUAUCUAAUCAGAAUAUCGCAAUGGGAUUUGUUGGAGUUGGGUUUCAUCAAAGAGGUACUGAACUUAAAGUUUCGGUUAGAGAUAAGGAUAGGACGGCUAAGGUUGUUAAGAUGCCAUUUGUGACGCCAAAGUAUUUUAAACCUAAAACUUCAUGAAGGCCUUUAUGAAUUCAUACAAUACUUAUUUUUGAACUUUAUAAGAUAUAUUUGUAUCAUGUUGAUCUUAUGGAUUAUGUUUCUUUUGAAAUGACUAAAAAUUAUGACCUCAU